Molecule: messenger RNA, 880 nt
Organism: Xyrauchen texanus (razorback sucker)
Lineage: Eukaryota; Metazoa; Chordata; Actinopteri; Cypriniformes; Catostomidae
Product: actin-related protein 2/3 complex subunit 3-B
Exons: 7
Coding region: 135-671 (178 amino acids)
Biological process (GO): Arp2/3 complex-mediated actin nucleation; regulation of actin filament polymerization
Cellular component (GO): Arp2/3 protein complex; cytoskeleton
Molecular function (GO): actin filament binding
Source: RefSeq, a predicted model, not a curated record
CGGAUGUUGCACUGGAAUCUUCACCUAAGAAACUUGACUUCCUGUAUCGGUGAAGGGUGGGACAGCGGAAGCAGCAGCUCGAAGCGUUGACAUUAUACAUUUUGCCUGCCACAUCUGGGACAUAUUUUACCAGAAUGCCGGCUUACCACUCAAACCUGAUGGAUGCAGACACCAAACUGGUGGGGAAUAUGGCAUUACUGCCCCUCAAAACACAGUUUAAGGGGCCUGCUCCUAAAGAAACCAAAGACACAGAUAUUAUCGAAGAGGCCAUCUACUACUUCAAAGCCAAUGUUUUCUUUAAGAACUAUGAAAUUAAGAAUGAGGCUGACCGAACUUUGAUCUACAUCACUCUUUACAUCUCUGAAUGCCUCAAGAAGCUCCAAAAGUGUAGUUCAAGGGGCCAAGGAGAGAAAGAGAUGUAUACACUGGGAAUCACCAGCUUACCUAUCCCUGGAGAACCUGGCUUUCCCCUGAAUGCCAUGUAUGCUAAACCCUCCAAUAAACAGGAGGAAGAAACAAUGAGGGCUUACCUGCAGCAAAUUCGACAGGAGACAGGACUGAGAUUGUGUGACCGUGUAUUUGACCCUCAGACAGACAAACCUAGCAAAUGGUGGGUGUGCUUUGUAAAGAAACAGUUCAUGAACAAAAGUCUGUCUGCACCUGGCCAGUAAGAAAUAUCUCCGGAUCUCUCUUGGUACUCCUAUGUGGGAUGCGAAUGCCAUUUUUUUUGUCUUUUUUUUUUUUUUCUUCAAUGUGUGUGUGAAUGUGUUUACCCAGAUUCUGUAGAAGAAUUUUUUUUACUGGUGACAUCAAACAUAUUUGAUUUCUGACCUGUCUUGCAUCAUGUAAAGCAGAAGCAGAUAAAAUAAAAUCUAUUAAA